AUGAUCACAUUGACUCGCACCGGAGCUGCUGAAAAUGUGGCACUCAUAACUCUGAAUCGCCCAACUGCUUUGAAUGCGUUGUGCCGUCAAUUGAUGCAGGAAUUGUCUGAAACAUUGCUGAAAGUAGAACACGAUUCAACAUACAAUGUGAUUGUGUUGACUGGAAGUGAGAAGGCUUUUGCAGCUGGUGCAGAUAUCAAAGAGAUGGCAAAGUUGGAGUUUGCUGAUGUUUUCCAAAAGGACGACUUCUUCGCCAACUGGGACACUCUUUAUCACAUCGCAAAACCGGUAAUCGCCGCUGUCAACGGUUUUGCUUUGGGUGGUGGUACUGAAUUGGCACUCAUGUGUGAUAUUAUUUAUGCUGGAGAGAAUGCAGUAUUCGGUCAACCAGAAGUGAGCAUCGGUACUAUUCCAGGGCUCGGAGGAACUCAACGAUGGCCGAGAUUCACUAACAAGUCGAUUGCUAUGGAGAUCUGUCUAACUGGAGAUCGUAUCUCUGCACAUGAUGCUAAAGAAGUUGGAUUGGUCAGUAAAGUAUUUCCAACUCAACAGUUGGUAGCAGAAGCUGUUAUUCUUGCUGAUAGAAUUGCUAAGAAUUCUCCAUUAAUUGUGAAAACCGUGAAGAAAUCAGUCGGCACUGCCUAUGAGACAUCUCUGAAUCAAGGUCUGGAAGUUGAGAAGCACCUGUUUCAGUCGACAUUUGCUACAAAUGACCGUCGCGAGGGAAUGUCUGCGUUUUCUGAAAAACGAGCUGCCAAAUGGUCGGGAAAUUGA
This is a messenger RNA of Caenorhabditis briggsae, 774 nucleotides long. RefSeq names its product Protein CBR-ECH-7 (gene Cbr-ech-7). The record is from RefSeq and is a predicted model, not a curated record. Gene Ontology annotation, biological process: fatty acid beta-oxidation. Gene Ontology annotation, molecular function: enoyl-CoA hydratase activity. Lineage: Eukaryota; Metazoa; Nematoda; Chromadorea; Rhabditida; Rhabditidae. The coding region runs from base 1 to 774 and encodes 257 amino acids. Gene Ontology annotation, cellular component: mitochondrion. The transcript has 3 exons.